UUGAUGGCAAAUUGACAAGUACUCGGAUCUCUUAAAUUAUUUUAGCUAGUAUUUAUUUACGUAUAAUCCAAUUAUAUUUGAUCAGUGACGAUUCCUGUCCUGUGUUGAUAACAGUCGUUCCACAGUGCCAUUUAAUUUGACUUCUAUUACAUCAUACAAAUAAUAUUUGUACGAUACGAAUUCUAUUUGAUAAUACAAUACAGUGCUUUAAUUAGUGUUUUUUUUUGGGUUAUUAUCUACCAGUGUGACAAUUGAUCAAAAAUGAUACCAGAUAACGUGACACUGAUUGUAAAGGCGCCUAAUCAGCAAAUUGAAGAUCAGAAUAUUGAGUGCGAGUCUUCAUGGACAGUCAGACAGCUCAAAGGACAUCUAGCUGAAGUUUAUCCUAGCAAACCGAAAGCAGACGAGCAGAAAAUCAUCUAUUCUGGACAGUUGUUAGAGGACAACGCCAUUCUAAAAGACGUACUCAGAAACUAUGAGAGUCAAAUAGCGCAUACUAUGCACUUAGUUUGUUCAUCCAAGAGAAUGCAGGAAAAUACACCAGAAGCACACAAGACGGACGGUCUACGGCAGAGAAACGUUACAACAGAGAGUGCCCAGCGCCCAGCCGAGACUACACCUAGACCGGAAAUGAGGCAAAACGAUCAAAACCACACGGUCGAAAUGCAGAACUAUCUAACUUCCUUCGUUAACAACUACGGAAGGGUACCGCCGUACCCUAAUUACAAUUUUGGAGGUGGCUAUCUCCCUGUUCCGAAUGAUCCGGCAUCAAUGGCGAACCAUAUGCUGAUGAUGCAACAAGCAUAUAUGCAAUAUAUGCAGCAAUAUGCCAACAUGAGACAAGCAAUGGCUCCAGACACACCAACUCCACCAGCAACCGAAACCCCACCACCACCAGCGGAAGCUCCAGAGCCAGAACUAGAUGAUGGUGCAGCGAGAGACUGGCUGGACCAUUUGUAUGCGGCUUCAAGAUUUGCGAUACUCUUGUCAUUAUUCUGCUUAUACGGAAGCCCUGCGAGACUCUUGCUCGUUAUAUUGUUGGCCGCAGCGGGUUAUUUACAUCAAAUCGGUUUCUUCCGCGACCUCAACGUGAAUCCAGUAAAUAACGGGCAACGCCGUAACGAGCCGCGCAACGGACAACGGAACGAACCGCAGAAUAACGAUGAUCAGGAACCAAAUCAGGAAACAAUCAGUCGACAACCGAACGAACAGCAGGAAAAUGAUAACGACAAUCAACAAUCGUUGCUAGCGGUUACUUGGAUGAUAUUCACGUCAUUUUUCUCUUCCUUAAUUCCGGAUACAAAUUAAAGUUUUUUUUUAUGAUAUCGAAUCAGAUUUCUCAACACCUGUGAAGUAUUUUAAAAAUGGAAUUUUUAGACUUCAUAUUAAUUUCACAUUGAGACAAAAAUAACUUUUUAAUAUCACUCACUUGCUUGCCUAACUGGAUGAAUGGCCAGUUAAACCGUAUUUUCCUUUACAAAAAUUGUACAUGUAAGGAUGUUGUAAGUUGUAGUAUCUUCUUGUAAACCUCCAUAUUGUAUAUGUCAUAGAGUAAUUGUCAAAGCCGUGUUAUGUCAUUUCGCUAGUGAAAUUGAAAUUCUAUAAAUUAAUAAUUUAAUAGUAGCAACAUUCAAUUGACGUAGAAGCUUCAGGCGAUUUGAUUGGUCAAUUAUUGGCUACUAUGACACUUGUGCAAUUUAUAAAAUGUCAAGAGUGACAUUAACGGCGGACCAGUCAGCGGACACAUCUAUGAGCCCCGAUGGUCUGAACGAUGAUGUUUAUUUUAUGAAAUUUUCAAACCCCAUGAAUUCUAAUGUAACGACACUAUAGCGUCCAUUUUUAUUUGUAAUCAUUAUUCAAAUUAAUCUGGUCCGUGAUAUUUUAUCAAAUUAAAAAGGUAGGCAAAAAUACACGUAACUGGUAUUUUAUGAGUGUAAUUAUUUUAUUUUUUAUUAUGUAAAAUGUGAAAGUCUUAAGCUUUCACAUUUUUCUGUCAUAUCCGAUAUAUAUGAGAGAAAUAAAAUCAAGCGUAUAUAUAUAGUCGUAGUAUACUCUUAGACAGAGUUAUUGAAAUUUUCAUUACUCUUGCUUUAGCUUGAUAAAACAGGCGGGCUUGAUAAAAUGGUCUGUUUCAGACCAUUGAAUGAGGAUAUAAAUCCAUAUAAGCAAGAAUUUUAAUACAAACAUGGCAAAACUUAUUGAUUAUAUAAUUAAUGGGUUAAAAUACUGUUUUAUUGACAUUUAUAAUCUAUCAUCAUCAUCUGCGGUCGCUCCGAAUUCAGUGGUAGUUAAGCCUAAUAAAAAACUGUAAUAUCAAGAAAUAUAAUGGUUGUAUGAACUGACGUUAAACCAAAUAUUAAUUGUAUAUAACUUAUGUAAACUUAGUUUAGCUAUUAGGAUUACGUAUAUUUUGAUGAUAUUAAAAAAAAUAUGUACAGAGGAAAUAUAAUUUUGUCCUUUUGUAAAUAUUUUUGUGAUCGUUUUUGCUUUUAAAAUUUGCCAUUUAUUAAUUAUAUGGUAUAUAGUUAUCUUGUAUUAGGUAUAUAAAUAUUGAAACGUUUAUGUAAUUGUAGAUUUUAAAGUAUUAUAUAGUAAUGAGUUAAUAAAAAAAAAAUCUUUGUUUAUAAACGGUAAUGUUUGUUGAAUAUAAAAUUUGAUGUUAAAUGUAAUAUUUAAUAUUGCUUUAACAUUAUUUAAAAUAAUAUAAUAGCUUAAAUAUUUUUGGAAUUGCACGAUGGUUAGAAAGUUGUAAGAUUUACUUAUGAUUCAAAUGGAUUUAGUUCAGUCGCUUAAAAAAGGGUAUUGAAAGGUGGUUUGAUUCUGUUAUUUCUGUUACAUGAUAAAAUUAUAUAGUAAUUUGACUUAUCAACUCCUCACCUACCGAGCCUUGGGUAAACAUAUUAGAGAAAAAAAAGCUUGUAACCAGCCUGUGUAUAAAAGGAAUUUUACAUUUCCAUGAUUUUAGUUAAAUAUUGUUUUAUAAAUACAUAAAUCUAUACCCAGUUUUUAUGUUAUACAAAGAUCACGCAUUUUGUAAUAUAAUUAAGGUUAUUUAUGUAAACGAUUUAAGAGCAUGCGAAAUGAAAUCAUAAUCAUACUGUGAUAAGUUCUGUUUUCGUUUGCAAUCUCGUGAAUAAAUUUCUAAAAUUGA
Nymphalis io (European peacock) is the source of this 3151-nucleotide messenger RNA. It is a transcript of the gene Herp, whose product is annotated as homocysteine-responsive endoplasmic reticulum-resident ubiquitin-like domain member 2 protein. The coding region runs from base 262 to 1308 and encodes 348 amino acids. Lineage: Eukaryota; Metazoa; Arthropoda; Insecta; Lepidoptera; Nymphalidae. The transcript is spliced from 4 exons. Gene Ontology annotation, biological process: endoplasmic reticulum unfolded protein response. Gene Ontology annotation, molecular function: protein binding. The record is from RefSeq and is a predicted model, not a curated record.